CGUCGUGUUCGAAAUUUGACGGUUGCAUGCAAACAAAGCCUUCUAACUCGGAUCAAUUUUAUGAAGUGCAUGCAGUGUUUUCCAUAAGAAAAAAUGAACAAACAACUGAAAAACAAUAUUCGAGAGUUAUUUAAUAAGGUGCAAUUUACAAAAACAUGCCACAAAAGCAUGGAAAAGAAGCUCAAGGGCUACUACGAGCAGUCGAACCUAGACGACUUCGCAGAGGAAUUCAUAUCCUGCCUGAUGCUUCCUCUCGCCAUAGCAGAAAAGCACCCGCAUGUGGAAAAUACUUUAAUCUUUGCGGCAAACUUCGCUGUUGGUUUUCACUCCUUCAGCAAUGAAGAAUCAAGCGAACAGAUGAAUCCUUUCCUCGUGAAAUUAUUUGACUUUUUGAUGAGAUCUCACAAUGCAGUUGAUCAGGGUGUCAGAUUCCGAGUUUGCUAUUUUCUAAACAUGGUUCUCACUGCAAUGGGAGACACUGCUUACAUCGAUGACGUUCUUUGUGACAAAAUUACCAACAACAUGAUGGAUCGUCUUCUCGACAAAUCACCGAAAGUUCGGGCACAAGCUAUUCUCGCACUCCAGAGACUUCAAGAUCCGAGUGACGACGACUGCCCAGUUAUCAAACUGUUUCUCUUCCAUCUCUGUAAAGAUCCCAGCAGUGAAGUUCGGAGAACAAUUCUGAGUUGCAUGGCAAGGACUCAACGGACUCUGUUGGUUGCCUUGAGAAGGACUCGAGAUGUCAACGAGUUGGUGCGAAAGGCAGCCUAUCUUUUUAUCAGUAAAGUUUCAGUGAGAUCCUUGUCUAUAAAGCAAAGAGAGGAGUUGCUUAAUGAUGGCCUUCGUGACAGAAAUGACGUGGUGAAAAACUGUGUCAAGAAGGAAUUGAUUUACUCUUGGCUGCGAAAUUAUAAUGGGGACUUUAUCGCUCUGCUCCGGGCUUUGGAUCCUGGAAUGAAUAUCAAGGGAAUGGAGACUGCAGUUUUAACUCUGAAGAGUUUGCUCGAGACUUCCGACGUCAAAGUUUUAAUAGACCAACUCCCACUGGAUGUUCAAACACGUCUCAUCCCAAUCGACAAGAUCAGCAGCGAAAACAUCCUCUUUUGGCGAUGCCUAGCCGAACAUUUAAAACGUGAAUGUCUCAUCGAAGAAUUGGAAGAUAUAAUACCAGAACUUUCACAAUUUUGUCAAUACAUCAGAGAACUUCUGGCAACAAUUAGCUCGAAACAGCUGGAGACUUGGGAACGAACGAUGAAUCAGUUCAUGCUUUGUCAGCUUUUCGAAAUGGUGAAGCUCUACGAUCUGGCUGAUGAGUGCGGAAGAGAAAACUUGCGUUCAAUAAUGUUGGAUACACUAAUGCACGAGCUCUGCUCGGAUAAAAUUGUCCAAUGUAUUGUGGAGUAUUUUGACGAAGUUAUUCCAGACGUGGAUAGAAGACUCUCGGAUUUGGCAGAAGUUAUCAGCGAAUUGCGCAAACCUUCCAAGCAAACUCAAUCGCAGGCGAUACCUCAGUUAACCGAAGAGGAGGCAAAUCAAAAGAAGAUGCUGAAAGCCAGGUUAAAGGUGAAACUCUUAGAAAUGAAAGAAGAGCAAUACAAUUGUAUUCGAGCGAAGGAAUAUUUGAAAGCCGAAGAACUGAAUGUUGAAAUCACGAAACUCUCUAAAGAAAUUGAAGAUAUCGAGGAGGAACUCACAAUUCCGAUGGCAACCGAUGACGUUGCAGAAGAAAAAGAAAAGAAUGAUUCUCAAACGAUGACCGUUUGUCUCGAAAUUAUGUGCACAAUGAUGCAGAGUCCUUCCAUCAUGACACUCGUUCCUACCUUGAGAAGUUUGUUGGAUCAUAUGGUUCUCGACAGUCUCGAACACCCAGAUAUUAACAUUCACGAAUUGGCACUCAAGGCAGUGGCAAUUUGCUGCCAACUCGAUGGAGAAUUAGCGAAGAAGUACUUCACAAUGUUCUUUUUGCAAUUUUCGAUCUAUCCAGAAGAGCCAAAAUUGUGGAUCACGGCGCUAAAAUCCAUUUUCGAUUUACUUUUGCGUUUUGGUUUGGAAUUUUUCGAUAUUGCCCAGACAGAAGAAGAAGGAGCAGCGCACGAUAGAAGUAGACGGAACAAGACUGUGCGAUUAUACACUGAUAAUGAGGAAUGUUCAGCAGUCACCUCUGAUCAGUUUGACGUGGAAGAGGGUGGAGAUAAAUUCAUCAAGGUUUUGACUAGUCUCCUGGACAAUGAAUCUCAGGAAUUGCGAGUAAUUGCAACAGAAGGGCUCACAAAACUUCUUUUCUGUCGAAGAAUUAGCAGCGCUCGAUUACUCUCACGACUUAUCAUUCUCUGGCACAAUCCUGUAUCUGAGGGCGACACUUAUUUGAGUCAAUGUCUCUGUUCUUUCUUUAACAGUUUCGCUGUCUGUGUGCCAGACAGUCAAGUUAUGUUGGAAGAGGCAUUUUUACCAACAUUGAAGACAUUGGCCAAUGCCCCGGACCGAAGUCCCUUACAAGGAAUUGAUCCGCUCAGAAUAUCCGAGAUCAUUUUGAAUCUCACAAAACCCGGAAUUCACAAAGAUUCAUCUCUAAAUGUGCACAACGAUCUUGUUUUCUCCAUUCUCGCCGAGGCUCUGAAUCCCAACAGCGAAAUCGAGCCAGAAGUGUUAAUCAAGUCUUUGAAAAACUUGGAUGUCCGACUAGAAAUCGAGACCUUGAAGGAGAAUUUGAAAGAAGCAUUAAACAAUGCCUUGGAAAAGGUCACCGAAUUUGAUAAGCGUUUGGUAAAAUAUAUCGAGCAAUUUAAGGCAAAACUGGAUGCUGGCGAACCGAAAGAGAUGCAGGAAGAUGACGCAAUUAGCGUAACAAGUGAAGCCAAUAGCGAGGCGAUGAGUGAAGCAGUCAGCGAUGUGGCCAGCGAAGUAGCCAGUGAUUUGGAAAAAUAGUUUAAAAAAUAAUGUGUAUGAAGGUAACUUUCUUAUUGCUUCGGAUUUAUCAAAUCUCUUCAUUGUGACAGAGUACAAUAUUAUUAUAAUUUUGACGACAAGAAAGAAUAUAAUUAAAAGGGUAAAAAAAAAAGAUUGGUAACCUAUUUCCUCGAAAAAAAAAGAUGAAUUAGAAAAUAAUUGUAAUUAUCUUGAUCUGGAAAGUUUCCUUUCAUAUUUCUUAAUCACUCUAUAUCCUACUAAUAAAUUUUGUAUAAAUC
Messenger RNA from Belonocnema kinseyi, 3185 nucleotides. RefSeq names its product condensin complex subunit 3 (gene Cap-G). The transcript has 7 exons. Gene Ontology annotation, cellular component: cytoplasm; condensin complex; condensed chromosome. Gene Ontology annotation, biological process: mitotic chromosome condensation. The coding region runs from base 94 to 2925 and encodes 943 amino acids. The record is from RefSeq and is a predicted model, not a curated record. NCBI's taxonomy places the organism in Eukaryota, Metazoa, Arthropoda, Insecta, Hymenoptera, Cynipidae.